Molecule: messenger RNA, 1773 nt
Organism: Ambispora leptoticha
Lineage: Eukaryota; Fungi; Glomeromycota; Glomeromycetes; Archaeosporales; Ambisporaceae
Source: the annotation of a GenBank genome assembly
AUGGAAACCCCACAGCGUUCCUCACUUGGCACUUCAUGUACACCCCCCUCUUUCUGGAACGCGAAACCAAUUGAAAGCUCUUUCAUGUCAACUGGGCUUCUUUCUAAACGAAACAAGCCACGGCUCGCAGAGAAGAACAAUGUUUUUACGGCGCCGCGUACUCCUUGUAAAAAACUUGUGCAUCAACACUCACCUCUAUUUUCGAGGUUUCCUCUAGCCAAUAGUAAUAGCAAUAAUAUUAACAACGACAAUGGCAGGAAUAAAAAUAAUAAUGGGCUUUUUUGUGUUUCUUCGGAGACUCCGGGUUGUGCUGCGCCAAAAACCCCUCAUGAAGCUUCAACAAAAGCUUUUAUGGAUAAAUUCUCUACACUUCAAACACCCUCCUUAUUUCGAGAGGAAACUAAUGAUUCACCAUUGUCGCCAACUAUACAACAUAAAAAUUGGGAAAACUCAUCACCUUCUUCACCUUGUCCGUAUUCUCCAUCGAUUGGGAGUUCUAGGCAAUUGGAUAAUUCAUUCUUUUACGGACAAUCCCCAUUAUUCUCUCGCAAUUCUCAUUAUUCUACAUGCCAAACGCCAUUAAAAUAUGAUAAUAGUCAACCUAUAGGCACGCCAUUAUGCGGAUAUUCCACAUCAUCUUCAACAUCAUCACCCUACACAGAUGGGCCUUCAUUACAACCAAUUUCCGUGGCAUCUCCAUUUUCUGAUCGAUCCCAAUUAGGAUCAACUGGAAAGGUCUCGAAUUUCUACAAUAGAAUAUAUGGAAAUCAAUAUUUGGACUCUCCCAGAAAGGAUUCAUCCACCCUUCGUUUUCUGAAUAGAGAGUAUUUUCAAUCAUUGGGACAUGAAAAUGAUACAUUAUCACCUGAUCCUAACUCUAAUGAGGAUUAUUUUCAUAAUCAAUUCGAUCAAAUUACUUCAUUGGGUUCCGGAGAAUUUUCAUGGGCAUAUAAGGCUCGAGAUAAAAAAUCAGGUCAUUUUUAUGCCGUCAAAAAGAGUAAACGACGAUUCACCGGCAUUAAAGCAAGGAAGGAAAGUUUAGAAGAGGUUGAAAUACUUUGGAAAAUUGGCAAACAUAAACAUUGCGUGGAACUUAUUUCUGCAUGGGAACAAAAGGAAAUUUUGUAUCUUCAAUUUGAGCUAUGCGAGCAUGGCAGUCUAUAUUCUUUUAUCGAAGAAUUCUGUACACAAGAACGACUUGAAGAGACACGUAUAUGGAAGAUACUCACUGAUAUUGCUCUGGGAUUGAAACAUAUUCAUAGUAAUGAUAUAAUUCAUUUGGAUAUAAAACCGGCGAAUAUAUUUAUAGAUGGAGAGAAAAACCUGAAAAUUGGUGAUUUCGGGUUGGCGACUAAAUGUCCAGCGCCACGUGGUAUCGAAAAAGAGGGUGAUCGAGAGUACAUCGCAUUAGAAGUACUAAACGGUUAUUAUGAUAAACCAGUCGACAUAUUUAGUUUCGGGCUGUCUAUUUUGGAGCUCGCUGCCAAUAUCAUAUUACCUGAUAAUGGUCCAGAAUGGCAAAAACUUCGAGCGGGAGAUUUAUCAGAAUGUCGAUUCGGUCUAGUCUCCAACACUCUUAUACGGUUAAUUCAAAGUAUGUUGAAUCCAAUGCCGUCGCAUCGACCGAAAAUUGAUGACAUAUUGAAACACCCUGUGAUCGAAGGCAUUAUUACAAAUCGAGCAUCUGGUGUGUUAAACAAGGGCACUCUAGAAGUGGAGGACCAAGAAAUCGCACAAAAGUUUAUGGAUGUUAUCGAAACAUGUCAUGAAUAA